This is a messenger RNA of Aegilops tauschii subsp. strangulata, 1780 nucleotides long. RefSeq names its product probable glycosyltransferase 6. Gene Ontology annotation, molecular function: galactosyltransferase activity. The record is from RefSeq and is a predicted model, not a curated record. Gene Ontology annotation, cellular component: endosome; membrane; trans-Golgi network. Lineage: Eukaryota; Viridiplantae; Streptophyta; Magnoliopsida; Poales; Poaceae.
AUGAUGCUCUACGAAAUCCACUCCCAUGCCCAAAUCCAAGACCUGCAGGCCCGCUCCGAUGAGCUGGGCCACCCCGAAGGCAUAAUGGGUGUGGAUCUUGUCUCUCUGGAGUCGGUGCGCAUAGCGCGCGAGUCGUAUGCACUCCUCUGCCCGCUGAUCAAGGAGUUUGUGUUCUGGGGAUGCCCGCAGCUGAAAAACCUCUCGGUCGUGGCACGCUUGUCGCUGGAAAUCCAAAUGCUCGAGCAUGAUGUGUUACCCCAGCUCAAGGUUCAGGAAGCCAAGCUGGAACAGGGCGCCCUGGAAGCCCUCCUACUCAUGAAGAACUCAGCAAUUAUGCUCUUACAUCUGAGGAAGCGCUUUAUGUUAGCCUUGGGCGUAUUGCUUGCCGAGGAUGAUCUGGUCUUAGCCCGAGUCAAAAAGCUGAGCAUAAUGCUAAAGGAUACUGCUGAUGCUGUACUCAAAGGUGAUGGUAACAUUGCCUGGCUUGAGGAGCGUGUCCUAUUGCUGGUCCAGCUGGUCACCAAUGUGUUGGAGACCCCGAUCUUUGUCAAUAUACUCAAUGGCAAGACUAUCAGUCUCAAGGUGACAGGAUCAGAUAAGAUCUAUGAUGUCAAGGCUAAGAUUCAGGCAAAGGAGGACAUCCCUGCAUGCCAUCAGAGACUCAAAUUUGAAAACGAGUUGCAGCCCAGACCUUGCUUUUCCAGCCUAAAGACACGCCACGCCCGCGCGGUCCUCGAGGCGACUGACCAUGGCGUCGGAGACCGCGCCGUUCUGCGUCACGGGGACAAGGUGGACUACGCGCGGCUCCACGGGAUGGAGCUGCUCUACAACACGGCGCUGCUGCAGCCCCGGAUGGUGGCCUACUGGGCCAAGAUCCCCGUGGUGCGCGCCGCCAUGCUCGCCCACCCGGAGGCCGAGUGGGUCUGGUGGCUCGACGCCGACGCCGUCAUCACCGACAUGGACUUCGCGCCCCCGCUCGCCACCAGGUAUAAGGAUUACAACCUCGUCGUCCACGGCUGGGACAGGGAGGUGUACGAGGCCAGGUCCUGGGUGGGCCUCAACGCCGGCGUCUUCCUCAUCCGCAACUGCCAGUGGUCGCUCGACUUCAUGGACGCAUGGGCCAGCAUGGGCCCGGCCUCGCCGGAGUACGCGCGAUGGGGGAAGACCCUCAAGGCCACGCUCAGCGACAAGCCCGACGACCAGUCCGCGCUGGCAUACCUGCUGCUCAAGAACCCCAAAAAAUGGGGCGCCAGGACCUACCUGGAGCACGAGUACUACUUCCAGGGACACUGGGCGGAGAUCGUGGACAAGCUCGACGGCGUCGCGGCGCGGCGGUUCGGGCCCGCGCUCCGGCGGCGGCACGCCGAGGGGGAGCACGCGCUGUACGCGGCGGCGAGGAACGCGGCCCUGAGGAAGAAAGCCGGCGGCGUCCCGGGGCCCGACGGGGGCGGGCAGAAGGCGUCCGCCUGGCGCCGGCCCUUCGUGACGCACUUCACCGGCUGCAACCCCUGCGGCGGCAAGCCCAACGAGAUCUACUCCAACGAGAGCUGCGCCGAGGGGAUGCGCCGCGCGCUCAACCUCGCCGACGACCAGGUGCUCCGCGCCUACGGCUUCCGCCACGCCGGUCCGCUCAAGGGCGACGUGCGCCCGCUCUAGUCUAGUCUAGUCAAACUGAGCGUGCAGUUUCCUUGUUACAGAAGAGAAGAGAGCAAAAUCGAAUCACCAUUUUGUUAUUUUGUACACUGUUUUAUUAGUGAAAUGAAAAGAUGAUGACAUGACA